AUGUUAGUCCAACCCACACCGCCGCGCUCUGCUUCGGCUGCGUCGGAACCGCCGUCGGAGAGCCCGCAGGCACCGGAUCCGGACCACCACCAACAACCUAAAGGCCGACGAGCAGCCGGGUGUCGUCCUCGCCAUCGACGACGACGGUGCCGCCGACGCCGCGAAGCGAGGGCGAGAUCCUCCAGUCGGCCAACUUUGGAUUUUUUUGCCGACCUGCUCUCCGACGGCGAGUUGCAGCGCUGCUUGUCUAUAUCCGGAGAAUUGGGAGUGUACGUUGCCGGAACGGCGGCGGGGCCCCCUCCUCUCUCGGACUCCACGGCAGGUCAUCUCUCCCCUGCCGUCGUCGACCACCUCCCCGCCGGCGCCACACGCUUGCACCUGCACGCAUCAGCAAGGAAGCCGUCGACCACGGAGCCAGUCCCGACGCACCUGCAUCUGCACGCCGGUGCCACUCACCUGCAUCUGCACACAUCUGCAUCAAGGCAAAGAGCUCGCCGGAGUAAAAAGCCACCGGACGACUUGCUCGGAGCAUCGGCGACUCCGCGGGCACCUCAACAAACUGCCCUUGCACCCAAUGGCACCACAAAGCCAGUUGUCCCUUUGUCCCAUGGUUGUCCAAAACCUGAUGAUGGUUUUAACCAGCUAACCGGAGUGCAGAGGAGUAGCAGCAAUAGCAGCACGGGCAGGAUCAGAAGAGGAGAAGCAGCACGGGCAGGGUCAGAGGAGGAGCAGCAGCACGGGCAGGGGAGAGGGAGCAGCAGCAGCAGCACAGGCAGAUCUCCACCGGCGAGCUCCUGGUCCACCAGAUUGUCGAGGCAAGCUCCGGCAACGCCAGUAGGGGAUCGCGGCGGCGCACGUGCGGGAGCUCCAGGAGGAUGCGCGGGAGCACGAGAGAGGACGCACGCGGGGGCUCCAGGAGGAUGCGCGGGGGCUCCAGGAGGGAAGCGCGCGGCCUCGAGGAAGACGUGGCAGGAGAUUCCGGCGAAGCCCGCAGGCAGUGGGAGGAGACCACGGCGGCGCAGGUUUGGGCUGCGGCGGCAGAGGAGGUAAUUGGCGAAGGCGGCGAGAGCAGGUACUUGGCGACGGAGAAGGAGCUCAGCUGGGCUCGCCGGCCCCUGGCGAAUCACGCAGCUAGGCGGCGCCGGCCCCUGGCGACGCGCAGGCGACGGGCAGAGGAAGAAGACGGGGCGGAGGGACUUGUUUGAAACGCUUUUGAAACCAUGAGGUUUUUUUUGCAAAAUUACCGGUGAACUACGCCCGCGACAUGUUUUUUAGGGCGGAGGGAGUAGGAUUCAGACUCUUUCAUUGAGUAUAUCUUUUUGGGUGUUAUUUUGGUACUGAGUCGGACUGACUAUGGCAUGUACGUAUACACGGCCCGGUAUGAUGUGGCCCUGGACGUGAACGUGGUGUAUGUAUCUAAGUAGGAUUCAGACUCCUGUAUGUAUCUAAGUAAGAUUCGGACUCUUU
Molecule: messenger RNA, 1467 nt
Organism: Aegilops tauschii subsp. strangulata
Lineage: Eukaryota; Viridiplantae; Streptophyta; Magnoliopsida; Poales; Poaceae
Source: RefSeq, a predicted model, not a curated record